AAUCUAUACAAAAUAUCGAUAUUUAUUAAACAAACUUUCAUUGGAUAGAUCCUUAGGAAAUAAAGAAGAAAUUACAGUAUUUCGUUUAUUACGUUGAUGGUCACAAGUAAUUUGAGGUUAGUAUUGCACUUCGCUGAAGCGUGGAGAAAGAUUGAAAGUAAACGGGAACUUUGUCACUUUUGAAUAUUAUUGAAAUAUGUCAUGUAAAAAUUAUCUUCUGUCUUUGAAAGAAUCUUUUAAGAAUAUAACUAGACACACUAAAAUAAUAAAGAAUAGUGAAAAGAAAAUAAUAAAUUAGAUCAAUCUACGCUCAUUCAAUUUUGUGAUCUUGCCUCUUUCAGUCAGAAUUAGUUUCUGAUCAGAAUCUCAUCUUAAAUAAAAAAAUAAAAGAUUUCAAGAAAAGAAUAAGUGUGCAAAUCUUAUAUGACUUAAUUUGUGUGAUUCGAAAAGUUUGAUUAUUAAACUUAUCAAGAAAUGAAAAUUAAGUUGUCACAACUAUUAUAAUUAAGAUAUACUUGAAGUAAAUAUCGUAGAAUUACAAUUAUAAUGGGAAUCAUUUAAAUACUUCCUAUUUUAUUAUGAUCAGCUCAUACUUAACGUCGAUACAUUGUUACAGAAGAAGAAACAAUCUUAUCCAAUUGUUUAGUCUCAAUCUAAAAUUAUUUUUCCAAUAUAGAACCGACUACGACAUCAACAUCAACAUCAACAACAUCAUCAUCAACAACAACAUCAUCAUCAACAACAACAACAACAACAUCAGCAACAGCAAUACCAAAAUGGACAAUGACAGGAAGUAUGAGGAUCGGACGAUCUUAUCACACAGCAUCCACAUUAGCAAAUGGAUCAGUAUUAGUUGCUGGUGGAUACAACGGUAGUUAUCCCAAUAGUGCUGAAUUGUACAAUCCAUCAACAGGCACUUGGGCGAUCACAGGAAGCAUGAGUGCCGCACGAUAUUAUCACACAGCAUCCACAUUAGCAAAUGGAUCAGUAUUAGUCACUGGUGGAGUUGGUAGCAACGGUUAUCUCAACAGUGCUGAAUUAUACAAUCCAUCAACAGGCACUUGGACAACUACAGCAAACAUGGGUAUCGGCCGAUAUAUCCACACAGCAUCCACAUUAGCAAAUGGAUCAGUAUUAGUUACUAGUGGAAAAAACAGCGGUGGUUAUCUCAAUAGUGCUGAAUUGUACAAUCCAUCAACAGGCAUUUGGGCAACUACAGCAAACAUGAGUAUCGGACGAUGUUAUCACACAGCAUCCACAUUAGCAAAUGGAUCAGUAUUAGUCACUGGUGGAGUUGGUAGCAACGGUUAUCUCAACAGUGCUGAAUUAUACAAUCCAUCAACAGGCACUUGGACAACUACAGCAAACAUGAGUAUCGGACGAUAUGUUCACACAGCAUCCACAUUAGCAAAUGGAUUAGUAUUAGUUGCUGGUGGAUACAACGGUAGUUAUCUCAAUAGUGCUGAAUUGUACAAUCCAUCAACAGGCACUUGGACAACCACAGGACACAUGAGUACCGCACGACAAUAUCAUACAGCAUCCGUAUUAGCAAAUGGAUUAGUAUUAGUUACUGGUGGAUACAGCAGUAGUGGUUACCACAGUAGUGCUGAAUUGUACAAUCCAUCAACAGGCACUUGGACAACUACAUCAAACAUGAGUAUCGGCCGAUAUAUCCACACAGCAUCCACAUUAGCAAAUGGAACAGUAUUAGUUGCUGGUGGAGAGAACAGUGUUACUUAUCUCAAUAGUGCCGAGCUUUAUUAA
Adineta steineri is the source of this 1764-nucleotide messenger RNA. Lineage: Eukaryota; Metazoa; Rotifera; Eurotatoria; Adinetida; Adinetidae. The record is from the annotation of a GenBank genome assembly.